This is a messenger RNA of Sesamum indicum (sesame), 1829 nucleotides long. RefSeq names its product polygalacturonase. The record is from RefSeq and is a predicted model, not a curated record. Gene Ontology annotation, molecular function: polygalacturonase activity. Lineage: Eukaryota; Viridiplantae; Streptophyta; Magnoliopsida; Lamiales; Pedaliaceae. Gene Ontology annotation, biological process: carbohydrate metabolic process.
UCCCACAAAAGGGUUUUCUGAAAUCUUGAUUAUACAAUCAUCAUUGAAUUCACUAGGAAAAAAGAGUAAGUUAUGGGGCUUGAAAAGCACAUUUCGACGUUCUUGAUCGUUCUUCUGUCCUUAAAUUCAAUCUGCACAGUUAACAGCAUGGAUCAUGCUGAUGAUCGUGACUUAGUCGAAGAUCAUGAUCAUCAUUACUCCCAACAAGAGUAUGGGACGUAUGGUUUUGAAGCUUAUCCGUCGUAUUUUAGACCCUUUGAGGGCAUUAAAAACUUGGACAAUUCGGCGAGGACGAUGAUCUUCAGAAGACUUGCUGCUUCCAUUAAGACAAUUAAUGUACUCAGCUUCGGAGCUAAAGGUGAUGGCAGCACUGAUGAUACUAAGGCAUUUGAGAAUGCUUGGGAAGAAGCAUGUUCAUCUUCGGAGAAUGUCACUUUCAUCGUACCUCAGAGCAGAAGUUACCUUCUGAAACCACUUAGGUUUUCUGGCCCUUGCAAUUCCAACAUCAUUAAAAUGGAGAUUGGCGGAACCCUCAUAGCAUCCGAUGAUCGUUCCGACUACAAGAAAGACAAGAGACACUGGCUUAGGUUCGACAGCGUGGAGAAUCUGGUGGUGGAAGGCGGUGGAACCAUCGACGGCAAUGGGAAUGUUUGGUGGCAGAACUCAUGCAAAAUAAACAAAAAUAAGCCAUGCAAGGAUGCUCCCACGGCUUUAACCUUCUACAAGUGCACAGACUUGGUAGUAAAGAACCUGAAGAUCCAAAAUGCACAGCAAAUUCAUGUCUCCUUUGAGAGGUGCAAAAGUGUUGAGGCAUCCAAGCUUGUGGUGAAUUCCCCUGAAAACAGCCCUAAUACUGAUGGAAUCCAUAUCACUGCCACUCAGGACAUCCAUGUCUCUACCUGCACUAUAGCCACUGGUGAUGACUGCAUAUCGAUUGUAAGUGGAUCGAAGAAGGUUCGAGCUUCAGAUAUCACCUGUGGACCUGGCCAUGGCAUCAGUAUUGGAAGCUUGGGUUCGGGAAAUUCAGAAGCUCAUGUCUCGGAUGUUGUGGUUAAUAGAGCAAAGCUUUCUGGAACCACCAAUGGAGUUAGGAUCAAGACAUGGCAGGGUGGAUCCGGAAGUGCAAACAACAUCGGAUUCAAGAACAUAGAGAUGGAAAACGUGAAAAACCCUAUAAUCAUAGAUCAAAACUACUGCGAUCAGGAUGAACCCUGCCAAGAUCAGAGUUCAGCUGUCCAAGUGAAGAAUGUUGUGUACGAAAACAUCCAGGGAACAAGUGCUUCUACUGUAGCUAUCGAUCUCGAGUGCAGUAAGAGCUAUCCAUGCCAGGGAAUUGUGCUGGAAAAUGUGAAUCUUGAAGCUGCAAAUGGUGGAAAUUCCGAAGCUGUCUGCAAAAAUGUUGAUGUUCAGAACUCAGGAAAUGUUUCACCUGUUUGCCCUAAUUAAUUGAAUUUCCAAGAACACUAAUACAUAUAGCGUGUGUCUGUGUGCGUGUGAAUUUAGGGUUUGUGUACAUGUAGGAAAUAUACAUUUAGACAGAAAAGUUGAAUAAGGAAGAUUAUGCCAAACAGUCCUCUAUUAGAUCUCAUGAAGACCAGAGGUGUUUCUUACAGCAGCCAACCACCAACUGAUACAUAGUACUCUCGUGACGAGGUUUGAUGCAUGGGAAGUCAAGAAAGCAUAUAUAUGGAGGACUCAACUGGUUUUCAUGGACUGUUUCUUGCUGGAAAUUAGGGCAUAAUUGAGUUUAUUGGUGUAAAGGGUUAAUUAGAAUUAUAUUGGAUUCAUUUUUAAUUAUUAUUCAAUAAAGAGUACGUAUAUUAAUUGUC